CCCCCAGGCAGCACCGCCCCCUUCCGACCAAAAGACUUCUCCUUCCUUCUCCGGCCCGAAAUCUUCCACCCCCUCACCCCACUCAACAUCCCCCCCGCCUUCCGCAACUCAACCAAGCAACCGCCGCCCGAAACCCCCCUUCCCGAACUCUUGGAAAAGGGCCACUUCCGCGCGGCCGCCAUAUCAGCCGUGCAAACCCUCACCGGAACAGGCCGCACCCCCCAGCAGCCGGACCCGUCGGACCACGUCAGGAUUUUUGACCUGUUGUACACCCGGUGGGCCUGCCUGACCUUGAUCAACUCGACCGACUUGGCGGCGCAGGAAGUGAAAGCGUUGGGGGAUCUGAACAGCGCGUUUUACCUCUCUGAGGAUCCCACGUCGGGAAAGACACAUCAUCUUGUUCCGUGGGGGUUGAGGGUGUUGAAUGUACGACUGCAGGCGAUUGGGUUUGGGGAUUUGAGGCGGGCGGUGAUGAGCUAUUAUGAGCUGGCGAGGGAGGCGAGGGUGAGGUUGGGUGAGGCGAUGGGGGAGCAUGAUAACUCUUCGCGGGAGCUGUGGAGGGAGAGGUUGGAGGAUUUGGGGGUGAGGGUUGCGGGGGUGUUGGUGGAGAUGGGGGAUGUGAAGGGGGCGGGGGCGUACUUGAGGGGGUUGAAGGUUGGGGAUGGGGGGAAGAUGGAGAUGAUGAGGGCGUUGCUUUGGUUGAGGUUGGGGGAUGUGGAUGCCGCGAGGGGGUGUGUGAUGAAUGGGGAGGGGAGGGGGGUCACGAGGGGGGAGAAGGUGGUUUUGGCCUUGUGUGAUAUGGCGGAUGGGGAGUAUGAGGAGGCGGUGGCGAAGUGGAGGGAGUUGGAGGAGGAGGAAGAGGGGGAUGAGAUGGUGAUGGUGAAUUUGGCCGUUUCAUUGUUGGAGGGAAUGGUGGAUGCUGGUCGGUCGUCGCAUACUUUGUUGUUUAAUUUGACGACGAUGUAUGAGUUGUGCACGGAGAGGGCGCGCAGCUUGAAGGUCAGAUUGUCGGAAAAGGUGGCGGCGAUGGAAGAGACGAAUGAUGGAUGGGAGAAGACAAAUGCCGAUUUCAAGUUGUGA
Messenger RNA from Podospora anserina S mat+, 1080 nucleotides. RefSeq lists its product as uncharacterized. The annotation marks the transcript as partial. Gene Ontology annotation, cellular component: Golgi apparatus; TRAPP complex. The record is from RefSeq and is a predicted model, not a curated record. Lineage: Eukaryota; Fungi; Ascomycota; Sordariomycetes; Sordariales; Podosporaceae. The transcript has 2 exons.